AUGACAGGACACCGAAUAUUCCAGCCUCUUUUACUAAAGGAGGGGCUGAAGUCAAAGAAAAUCUCGCCAGAACUGGUAGAGUUUGGAAAUAUUCAGAUGUGGCAGAAGACCUCUUACGAACAGCGGCUUCCAUCGACUAGUGAGGCCAGUUCUUCGACCCCACGUCCAUCCGAUAUUUCGAGACCUACCAGUGCCUACCAAGGGAGCAGCACCAUGUCCCUCGCUACUCUAAGUAUGCUUAGUAAUAUGUCGGCUGUUCACACUCACCAAAUCUUUCUUGGGCCUUCAUCAAACGGUAUCGAGAUAUGGCGGCCGGAACCACCGCUGCUCGUAUCAUUCCUGAGAGCGACUCACUGGGACUUCUUCUCGUUCCUCAUAAUCGAGCUUGACGAAAGGAUGAAAAUUAAUCCAACUAGUUGCGACUACAGAAACGCUAAGAAACGUUGCAAUGCCAGUGUUCUUCAUCGUUCUAAGAAACCUCUACUCGCUCGCAGGUUCUACGCCACAGAUGGACUCAACGGCUGGAAUCUAGCUGUUAUUGGAAACUACUGGUCGCCAACCGGAGCCUCUCCAGUUCAUGUAAAGGACAUGUACUUGCCAGUUAAUUUCCGGACCGAGAGUGAGAAGACAAAGUUUAACUCCGAAGUUGCGAAACUUGUGCAGAUUUUUACUAGCCGCAUGAAGGACUACGAGGACGACCUACAACGCGUCCGCACCACCUAUAUUGCAACACAUAAUUCUUAA
Lindgomyces ingoldianus is the source of this 744-nucleotide messenger RNA. RefSeq lists its product as uncharacterized. Lineage: Eukaryota; Fungi; Ascomycota; Dothideomycetes; Pleosporales; Lindgomycetaceae. The transcript has 2 exons. The record is from RefSeq and is a predicted model, not a curated record. The coding region runs from base 1 to 744 and encodes 247 amino acids.